Daldinia loculata is the source of this 1854-nucleotide messenger RNA. Its product is annotated as alcohol oxidase. The coding region runs from base 1 to 1845 and encodes 614 amino acids. Lineage: Eukaryota; Fungi; Ascomycota; Sordariomycetes; Xylariales; Hypoxylaceae. The record is from RefSeq and is a predicted model, not a curated record. The transcript is spliced from 9 exons. Gene Ontology annotation, biological process: secondary metabolite biosynthetic process. Gene Ontology annotation, molecular function: oxidoreductase activity, acting on CH-OH group of donors; flavin adenine dinucleotide binding.
AUGGAGACAGGCCUCUGCGCCGUGACGGCUUUGCUCGGAGUGAGUAAUGCAGCACCCUUCGAGCCAAGACGAGAAAAAACUGGUGAUUCGACGAGGCUCUUCAGUAACUCCUUUGGGCUCGCAGGUCAGAAUAACACUUUCGACUAUGUAAUAGUUGGUGGAGGCACGUCUGGCCUUGUAGCCGCUAUGCGUCUCUCCGCCGGCGGUAAAUAUUCCGUCGCCGUUGUAGAGGCCGGUAGUUUCUACCAGACGGCCGGAAACGUAACCGAGAUUCCCGCCUACGAGUCGGAGUUCUUGGAAGUGCCUCUCACAGUUGAAUGGGGGAUAAACACGAAGCCCCAAGCGCAAAUAGGUGGCCGUUCAGUUAGAUAUUCCCAGGGUAAAACCUUCGGGGGUUCCUCUGCGCGUAAUGGAAUGGCCUAUCAACGAGGCACAGUCGGCUCCUACGAUCGUUGGGCGGACCUCGUGGGAGAUACUAGCUACUCCCUAUCGAACCUUCUACCGUACUUCAAGAAAGGCGUCCACUUCACACCACCAGAUAUCACUCUCCGUGGCGGUCCUCCAGUAGCCUUUGAUGCCUCAGCAUUCGACGCUUCUUCAAGCGGCCCUCUGCAUGUCUCGUUCUGGAACUACUACGCCCCCGUGUCUUCCUACAUUGCCCGCGGGUUGAAACGCCUAGGGUUCUCCGAGACAGGCCAGAUCCAGAGCGGAAGUCUGCUGGGAUAUGCACAGUUCCCAGCGACGUUGCAUCCCGACAAGCAGAUUCGCGACUCGUCCCAGACGUCUUACCUCGAUGCUGCGAUAGCUGCCAACACGUUUGCUAACUUGCAGCUCUAUCCGGAUACGUUAGCGAAACAUAUCCUUUUUGCAGGGAAUAAGACGGCUACCGGCGUGCACGUCAGUACUGCCGGGGCGGAAUACGUACUCUCGGCGCGCAAGGAGGUCAUCGUGGCUUCUGGCCCGCUCCGCUCGCCGCAGCUUCUCCUAGCUUCUGGUAUCGGACCAGCUGAGACUUUACAGAAAUUCAAUAUCCCUGCAGUGAGCACGUUGUCAGGGGUCGGUCAGAAUCUAAUCGAUCACCCCGGAUACGGCACUCUAUUCUCAGUCAACGCCGAGUCUCAGCACCGGUUAUUUAACAACGUCACGUUCGCCAAUGAGGCAUAUAAGGAGUUUUACACUAGCCGAUCUGGCGCUUUGACCGCAUUCGCUAGCAAUUACCUCUUAUGGGAAAAACUCCCCAACAACACAAAGCUCAGCAAGGAAACCCGCGCAGCGUUGAAUUCUUUCCCUGCCGACUGGCCGGAUAUCCAAUACAUCUUCAACACCGCCGGACCCGCUGAUACUACCCCAGGUGACCUGCUAAGCUUGGGCGUGGUAAUACUUAAGCCCUCGUCUGUCGGCUCGGUAACCCUAAACAGCUCUUCUGAUACAGCCGAAAAUCCACUGGUAGAUGUGGCUUGGUUUACCACUAAAGCGGACCAGGAACUGGGCAUAGCAGCAGUGCGACGGCUCCGCCUAUUUGCAAACGCUACGGGGGUACUUCAGAGCGAGUUGUCACCCGGCACCGCCGUGCAAACGGACGAACAGAUCUUAGAUUUUGUCAAGGGUGCUGCUAGUCCUAGUCACCAUGCUGUUGGUACAUGCAAGAUGGGCAAGUCAAGCGAUAAGUCUGCGGUGGUGGAUACGCACGGUUGUGUGAUGGGCGGCGUGUCUGGCCUUCGCAUAAUUGAUGCUAGUAUUAUGCCGGUACUUUUACCCGGACAGCCUAUGUCAACAGUUUAUGCUAUUGCGGAGAAGCUCUCUGACGACAUUUUAUCAGGGCAUCAGUGCUUUAGCUCGGAAUAGGCGACUUGG